GGAGCCCCUAACGGAAUUCGAGAGGCGGGUGUCUGCUCUUAUAGGGGAAGAAUAUAUGAAUGGGCACGAUUCAACAGCUGAAAAUAUUCCACUAGAGGAGGUAAUCCAAAUGGGUAUCGAAGUGGAAGAUGAAAGCAUGAUUUCGGAAGCCCCGUCGCCUUUACGGACGCCACUUGCAGAAAAUUUCACGCUGAGGUCAGGUAAUUCGCACAUCUCAGACAGGAGAACACCAUGGGCGAACUUGAAAAGAAAGCGCAUGGAAGAAGACGGUGAUGCUCGGAAGAAAUUUUUGGAAAUAGCAGAAAAACAGGCAGAUGCACUAAAGAUGCUAGCCCAGUCGAGUGUAGAAACCGUAGAAGUCGCGAAACAACAAGCAGAUGCUUUAAAGAUCUUAGCCGAAAGCAGCUCUGCAAGUGCCCAGGCGAAUAAAAUGAUGGCGGAGGCAAUAGCCGUAUUGGGGAAUGGUUUAAGCGCUACCGCGGAAGCAUUCAACAAUCUAACGCCAAUCAUAAGCCAAAUACUCAAAGGACAUACUCGCGCUUUUUAAAUAAGUUUUUGAUCAUAUAAUUUCACAGUUUUGAUUAAAAUCACUAAUUCUUCUUUAUCGUUUGAUUUAACAACACCAAAAUUAUUGUCGUUUAGAUUGCGAUAAUCGACAUCGUAACCAAACAGCUGAUUUUGUCUUGUCGAUUUUCGUAAUGAAAUGGGUUACUGAAUAGCAAAAUCGUAAAAAUUGUGGUUAAGGAAAGAUAACAAAGCGAAUAUCGA
Molecule: messenger RNA, 768 nt
Organism: Anastrepha obliqua
Lineage: Eukaryota; Metazoa; Arthropoda; Insecta; Diptera; Tephritidae
Exons: 4
Coding region: 56-547 (163 amino acids)
Source: RefSeq, a predicted model, not a curated record